UUGAUUUCUUUAGCAUCUUGUUUACAUUGAUAGUCUCGACUUCUCUUUGACGUGCAAUGCAUGCACCUCAAACUGACACGUUUAUUUCAACACAAAAGGAUGACAACUGCAUUUUAAGUGACUUAAAAGUAGAGAGGUCCUCUGUCAUCAGAGCCACCGGAAGCUGUCCGACUGUCGUUGCUGAGGUCUUGUGUUUCCUGUUCACUGGCGGGAAGAGCGAAAGAAUCUGGACCAUCGGUCUGUUUUCAAAACGCACGUUGCUUUUUAAAAUUAUUAUUAGCGCAGUUUCAGUAAUUUAUGAUAAACCGAAAUCCACAUGAUUUGGAUACAUAUAUUUGCUUGACCUGUGCUUAUAGUUUAAAGGGGUUUGAAGCGCGAAACCGAUGGAGGAGCCCGCUGACUCCGUCCGUGGCGGGGCAACACAGGGCCCCACAGCGCAAGUGGCAGAGAUCCGCUGCCCAAUGGCAGCGCGUCCUAUGCGGCUGCUGGAAUGGAAAGUCAAACCAGGGUCCCUCGUCAAUGUGGACUCGGUGUUGGGGUUAUGUGUUCCCAUCCCGCUGGAGAAAGAGGCCGGGUCUCAGCCGCCAGAACAACCCAAAAGGCUGCAAGAGAAGAAACUGAAAUCGGAUCGAGCUGGAGUGGUGAAGGACUUAUGUUGUCUACUUGGACAAGUCAUAUCGCCUGGUGCUGUGAUUGUCAGAGUAGAAGAAUGCAGUCAUCCAGUCGUGAUGAAGGGGCUGUGUGCUGAAUGUGGUCAGGACCUCACACAGAUGCAGAGUAAUAAUGGGAGGCAGCAGGCUCACAUCUCCACGGCAAAUGUUUCCAUGGUGCACAGUGUCCCCGAGUUGAUGGUCAGCUCUGAGCAAGCGGAGCAGUUGGGCAGAGAGGACCAGCAGAGACUCCACAGGAACAAGAAGCUGGUUCUGAUGGUUGAUCUGGACCAAACCCUGAUCCACACCACCGAGCAUCACUGUCGGCGCAUGUCCAAUAAGGGAAUCUUCCACUUCCAGCUGGGGCGGGGGGAGCCCAUGUUACACACGCGACUGCGUCCGAACUGCAAAGACUUCCUGGAGAAGAUCGCCCAGCUCUACGAGCUGCAUGUCUUCACUUUCGGAAGCCGCCUCUAUGCGCACACCAUCGCAGGCUUCCUGGACCCUGAGAUGAAGCUGUUCUCCCACAGGAUCCUGUCCAGAGACGAAUGCAUCGACCCCUUCUCCAAGACAGGGAACCUGAGGAAUCUGUUCCCGUGUGGUGACUCGAUGGUAUGUAUUAUAGAUGAUCGGGAGGACGUGUGGAAGUUUGCUCCCAACCUGAUCACUGUGAAGAAGUACGUCUACUUCCAGGGCACAGGAGACCUCAACGCUCCGCCCGGGUCUAAAGGGGCCCAGCAGGCAAGGAAAGCCGGCAGCCAGGCCAGCCGACCGGCAGAGGCCUCGGAAGCAGCAGUAACGCCCGGGCCUACAGCGGGGUCGUCUGCGUCAGAGGAGCGGAGUAACGGCCGUAAGAAACAGCGGUCUAAAGACCACAACAACGGAGGGAGGGUGGAGUCAACAGCCCCCGCAGCCACUCGGGAAGCAGCAGCCAAUGAGCGGACUCAACCGGGCGAGGCUGUGGAGGAGGGUCGGGGCGGGGGGGCCGAUGCCAGCACGGCAGCACAGGUGAGCGACAGGACACAUGUGAAAGAGGAUGUGCAAGGAGAAGAGGAUGGCAGCAGGACAGUGGGCUCAGAGGAGGAAGCUCCUCCUACAUCCUCCACUCCUCCAGACCUCCAUGAGCCCAACAGCAACCUGGACUUUGACCUGUCCAGCGACUCUGACUCUGUUACGUGUAAACCACCCUCAUCAGACAGUGAGGGGGAGUACAGCCAGACCAGGAAGUCCAAACAGGAAGGGGUGGAGCAGGCGGCAGUAGAGGAUCCAUCAGGCGGGGCUGGAGGAAAGGAAGAGGGAGGUAUUAAGCAGAAGCGCACCGGGGAGAACAGCUCCGAGGUAGGAGGGGAGAUGUCUGUGCUUGUCCUGCCUCCUGAGCAGGAGAACGGGCGCUCAGAACGGAGGGAGGCUGAGACAAAGUCCCAGAACAGUGAACAGUCAGGAGUCACCAUGGAGGAGGAGGAGGACCAGGAUAACCACCUCAUCUAUCUACAAGAGGUGCUGGAGCGUAUCCAUGGAGAAUACUACGCCCGCUACAGCGCCUUCCUCAGGAAGGAACGCCCAGAGACGCCUGAUAUCAGGAAGGAACGCCCAGAGACGCCUGAUAUCAGGAAGGAACGCCCAGAGACGCCUGAUAUCAGGAAGGAACGCCCAGAGACGCCUGAUAUCAGGAAGGAACGCCCAGAGACGCCUGAUAUCAGGAAGGAACGCCCAGAGACGCCUGAUAUCAGGAAGGAACGCCCAGAGACGCCUGAUAUCAGGAAGGAACGCCCAGAGACGCCUGAUAUCAGGAAGAUCGUCCCGGAGCUGAAGGCCCGGAGCCUGGAGGGCACCAUCAUUGUGUUCUCUGGGCUGUACCCCACCAACUACCCAAUGGAGAGAACCAGGGAGAACUACCAUGCCAAGGCCCUGGGUGCAAAGAUAGGCAAGAGCCUCCUGCUCAGCUCUAAAGACCCUGGCAGAACCACGCACCUCAUUGCUGCUAGAGCAGGUACAGAGAAGGUGCGUCAGGCCCAAGGCUGUAAACGCCUCCAUGUGGUGAAUCCUGACUGGCUGUGGGGAUGUCUGGAGCGCUGGGAAAGGGUGGAUGAAUCACUGUAUCCACUGAAGGAGGACUACACCAAGACCCAACGGAGCAACAGCCCAGCCACGUUCCCUGACCACCAAGGGUCCUUCCAGAACCCCCCGGCCCCCCUCCACCUCCCCCCUCCAGCUGCCCCUGAGGUGCGGACGUACGACCCGGUCACGGGGAAGCUGAUUCGCCGCGGGCUUCAGGCCUCCAAACCACCAUCUUACCUUCAGGCCUCCAUGUUUGCUGCCCACGGUGACCAGACAUCCCUGAGGGGGGGUCAGAAGGACCAGCAGGGGGAGACGGCGGGUCCCUCCAGUCGAGACGAGGAGCAGCCUGGACCCUCCUGCCGCCGGAGGGAACGCCAGCCCAGCAUGUCAGAGACCAACCCUCUCUACACAUUCUGUAAAGAAGACCUGGACAGCAUGGACAAGGAGGUGGACGACAUGCUCGAUGAGGAGAGCGACGAGGAGGGAGAAGGCCGGGGGAAGAAGACUAUGGAAGAGGAGAUGGAGGAAGAAGAGGGGCAGCGGCCAAAGGGUUGUGGACAGAGCACUGAGGGAGAGAAGCACCACCAACGGCACCACCUCCGCGAGCAGCAGCACCAUGACCAGCUGAAGCAGCAGGGUCUGGCUACCGUCGUAGAGGAGACUGAGAAAACACAGAUGCCGCCUAGUCACCAGGGCGGUACAACGACGGCGGACAGCGUGCCAAGGGGACAGAAGCGCAAGCUUGCUGAGGCCAAGGAGGAGGAAGAGGGGGAGUCGGCGGACGAGUCCACCAAGGAUUCUAAUGAGGAAGAGGAAGGAAGCAGCUCAGAGGCUGAUGAGAUGGCCGCUGCCCUGGAUGCGGAGCUCAACGACUUCAUUUGACAUGGAUGAAUUUGAUUGGACAAAAGAACUGGGGCGUUUGAUUGGACGUUUGUGAACGAUGCCUCACAGAAACACUCUUAAUUUCCCCAGCAGCUUUACGUCCGGGUGGUGCCUGAAUCUUUGUCUCUACUGUGUGUGUGUGUGUGUGUGUGUGUGUGUGUGUGUGUGUGUGUGUGUGUGUGUGUGUGUGUGUGUGUGUGUGUGUGUGUGUGUGUGUGUGUGUGUGUGUGUGUGUGUGCGUGUGCGUGUGCGUGUGCGUGCGUGUGUGUGUGCGUGUGUGUUUUAACGAGGUUGAAUGUGUUGUACAGAAUGAAAAGGUAGGUUAGAACAGUAGGAAAACGUCGGUGUGUAAAUAUACGCUGAAAAAAAAUAAAGGGACCACUAAAAUAACA
This is a messenger RNA of Oncorhynchus gorbuscha (pink salmon), 3982 nucleotides long. Its product is annotated as RNA polymerase II subunit A C-terminal domain phosphatase-like. The transcript has 13 exons. The record is from RefSeq and is a predicted model, not a curated record. Bases 384 to 3590 code for a protein of 1068 amino acids. Gene Ontology annotation, cellular component: nucleus. Lineage: Eukaryota; Metazoa; Chordata; Actinopteri; Salmoniformes; Salmonidae. Gene Ontology annotation, molecular function: RNA polymerase II CTD heptapeptide repeat phosphatase activity.